UAAUAAAUGUCUGGUCGGUGGAGAAUGGAGAAUGCAAUAAAUGGCUACGGCGAGAGUUCGAUUGAAUAAGAUGGUAGAAAAUGGCAUGCAAAGUGUUAUUAAAUUUUAGUGAAAUGUUUACUUGUUCCGGUUGUGUAGAAUGGGAGGCUGCAUAGGUAUAACUAGGGCAAGAAAUGCCUCAGUUAAUGACACGUCAGAAAAUUCGACGAGAACUAAUUCGGGAAAUACCAGAAAAAAUCAUCUCCUAUGUCAUGAGGUAAUUAGAUGGAAAUCAGAUGUACCUCUAACCGAAGGUCAGUUAAGAAGUAAGCGAGAUGAGUUUUGGGACACUGCACCAGCGUUUGACGGUCGUAAAGAGAUCUGGGAUGCAUUGAGAGCAGGUGCAACUGCAGCAGAAGCACAGGACUAUCAAUUGGCACAAGCCAUAUUAGAUGGAGCUAAUAUUUCUGUACCAAAUGGUUUCUUAACAGAAUGUUACGAUGAGUUAGGAACUCGUUAUCAAGUACCUAUUUAUUGUUUAUCCUAUCCAAUUAAUAUUGUAAAGGAAGAUAGUGGAAGAGAUUCACCUGCUGAUUGUUCUGAACCGGUUGAUGAAGGAACAGAGCAAACUUUAAAACUUAGACUAUCGACUACUUUGGGAGAAGUUAAAUUACCUGUUUAUAGCAACGACACUAUUGCUAUUGCAAAGAAAAAAUUACAGAGUCAAGAAGGUUUGGAACCAUCGCGUCAAAGAUGGUUCUUUGGUGGUAAAUUAUUAGGUGAUAAAAUGCAUAUAGAAGAAGCAAAAGUGCAGCCAGGUUAUGUAAUACAAGUAAUUGUAAAUCCAGAAAAAAUGGAUAGCAAUUGUGCAAAAGCUAGUUAAACUUGUGUGUAAACGUGACAAAAAGUAUGUUAUGUUUUAUCAGAAAUCAAUAAUAGGUAUAUUUUUAAUCUUUGACAAAAUUCGUUAAUUGCAUGUGAAAAUAUUUUUAAUUUUUUAUCUGUUAUUAAAAACAACUUGGACAAAAUAAAGUUUUGUAUUAUGAAUUUCUAUUUAAUGAAAUUGUGAAUUAAAAAAAGUGCAAUUAUAGUUUUGUUUAAUACAUUUAUAUUUAUCCAUAUACAUUACUGUGCAAUGUAAAAGAAAUAUAUAAGAAUAGCAUUUAAGAAGAGAGAGAGAGAGAGAGAGAGAGAGAGAGAGAGAGAGAGAGAGAGAGAGAGAGAGCGAGCAAGAGCGCAAAUAUCAAGUAGUAGCAUAUCUUUACAAAUUUGGUAUCUUGAAUAUUUGCUAUAAGCAAAUUGACUGAAAAAUUAUAUGAUUUAUUUAUAUUUAAAAUAUAUAAACAUUUUUACAAUUUAUGCACUUUCUAAUAGUAACAAAAAUUUUUCACGUUAUAAAUUGUAUAUAAAAGCCAUUGUACAAAAGUUACAUAUUAUUAAAUUAUACAUUAAAUAACAGUAGUUAUUUAUGAGAUGUUUCGAGUAAUAUAAAGUGUGUACACAUAUAAAGCAUAUAAUAUUAUUUCUUGUGCAAAAUAAGAAGAAAGUAACUUUUGAUUUUAAUAGCAUUAUUAUCACAUUACAUUACUUACGAAUGCAAAGUAUAUACCAAUAUUGAAAUAGACAAUACUGGACAAAAACAAAAUAUAAUACUCACAUUGUAAAAUAUAUCUGAAUUACAUCAGAAGAUGUCUAAUGACUUUGUACUUGCAACACUACUGAGUUAUUCCUUAUUCUUUUAUAAUUUCUAUUAUAGAUUAGUUUUAUGUAAGUAAAUAAUACAAGAAUUUA
Molecule: messenger RNA, 1770 nt
Organism: Nylanderia fulva
Lineage: Eukaryota; Metazoa; Arthropoda; Insecta; Hymenoptera; Formicidae
Product: ubiquitin domain-containing protein 1
Molecular function (GO): protein binding
Source: RefSeq, a predicted model, not a curated record